AUGCACUGCGAGGUGGCCGAGCCGCAGAAGUCCGGCGCGCCCUUCUACGAGGUGUUGGUGGCCAAGCGGCCCGGGGCUGGCGCGCCUGGCGGCGGGCCCGGCAGCGGCAGCAGCCCCGCGGGGGCGCCCAAGGAGCUGGUCCCCGGCCCCGGCCAUGGGCGAGCAGCCGCCGCUGCCGCGGCCGCCGCGGCCGCCGCCUUCCUGCACUCGCCCAUGGCCUUCAAGAUCACGCUGAGCGCCGGCGGGCCGGGGGCCGACGGGCCCGAGCUGCCGCCGCCACCGCCGCCCCAGCCCCCGCAGCCCCCCCGGGCCCCCCCGGGGCGGGCCCACGAGCUGGCCGGGCCCAAGAGCCCCAAGGACUUCUUCCCACAGAAGCCGCAGCCGCCCGGGACCAAAGUGAAUGGCGGCUAUGGCCACUGUCACGUGACGUCGGAGAAGAAGAGCCUGCUGGGUAUAGAGAUGACGGACAGCCCGAUCCCGGUCUGCAGACAGAGCCUGUUCAUCCAUACGACCAACCCAGGGCCCAGGGACCAGCCGAUGGCCUGCGAACGACGCCUCCACCUGGGGCAGGCGAACCUGGCUCACCUGGAUAACAGGUGUCCUCGGUUCCCGGAGCCGGCGUGCCUGAACGGGGGAAGCCACCCGGCUCAGCCCAUCAAGCAGGAGUGCGUCAGUGACUACAAGGCGGGCGCCGAGCUGUCCGGGCCGCGGAGGUUCGAGGCCUGCCCUCCGGGGCUGCACUCGGAGCUUGACCUCCUGGGCGGGGGCCCCUUCGCCGGCCCCUCGGCGUCCUACGUGCUGAGCGGCGAGCACCCUGCUCUGGGCCCGGCCUCGCUGGGCAGUGGGGGGGCCCCCCGCCGGCCCCGUCGGCCGCUUUCCCGGCGGGCGCCAUGAAGAGAUGCUGCUUCUCCAUCCUGCCGCCCCCGUCGGCCUCCUCGGCCUCCUCCCCGUCGCCCUUGUCCGUGGAGGGCCUGGACAUCACCACCAUCAUCCGCACCCCUCAGGCCUCCCUGGUCACCUGCGUCAGCGGCCUCCGCCCGGCCCCGUCGGCGUGGCCCCCGCCCCCC
Monodelphis domestica (gray short-tailed opossum) is the source of this 1067-nucleotide messenger RNA. RefSeq names its product zinc finger protein GLIS1-like. Lineage: Eukaryota; Metazoa; Chordata; Mammalia; Didelphimorphia; Didelphidae. The record is from RefSeq and is a predicted model, not a curated record.